AAAUAAUCCCUUACUCUAUUUAAAUCCGUUCACUGAAUCCAAAUUAAUCUGUCUCUUGUUGCCGCCGUCGCUCUCGCCGCUUGGAUCCCGCCGGAAAACAGGGAAAUACCAUUUUCACCAAAUCUAUUACAAGAGAUACAAAAAGGACACUACUUGCUCCUUCAUCCUCCGCUAUUUCUUAUAUUCUACCAAUUUCACUAUCAAUAUCAUUCAUCAUCCAAACUUGGAUUCGUUUCAUGUUCCCACAAUAGUAUACUUCAACUCUCUACCAAUCCAAUCACUAUUGAUCGUCCCUUCUAACAUUUUCCCUUCAUUGCAACAGCUAAAAUCUCACUUUUUGGUUGUCAAUUGAAGGUGACACUCUUCCAUUUUUUGGCUAAGAAUGGGUAGCCUCAAGUGUUUUUUCAGAGCAACAAGGCCUUGUUCCUCUCUUUUGAGGCACAUACGGUGCAUGAGCAAUGUCCCUGAAAACACAGUGUAUUCAGGACCCAUGUCCCAGAAUGCAAACCAAAGAGUGACACUGACCCUUUUGAGGCAGAAGCACAGAAAGUCUGAACCCAUCACAAUGGUCACUGCCUAUGAUUACCCUUCAGCACUGCACCUAGACAUGGCUGGUAUUGAUAUCUGCCUUGUUGGUGACUCAGCUUCCAUGGUGGUUCAUGGACAUGACACCACGCUACCCAUCACGCUCGAUGAAAUGCUUUCUCAUUGUCGUGCCGUGGCUCGAGGGGCUAAAAGGCCUCUUCUUGUUGCUGAUUUGCCAUUUGGGACCUAUGAAUCCAGUUCCAAUCAGGCAGUGCAUACAGCAGUUCGUAUUUUAAAAGAAGGAGGAAUGGAUGCCAUAAAAUUGGAAGGAGGGUCCCCUUCAAGAAUUGUUGCAGCAAAAGCUAUUGUUGAGGCUGGAAUAGCUGUGAUGGGGCAUGUCGGUCUUACUCCCCAGGCCAUUAGUGUUUUGGGGGGAUUUAGACCUCAGGGAAAGAAUGUUGCUAGUGCUGUUAAGGUUGUAGAGGCAGCAUUGGCUUUUCAAGAAGCUGGGUGCUUUUCUGUUGUUCUAGAAUGUGUGCCUCCACCAGUGGCAGCUGCAGCAACAGCAGCCCUUCGAAUUCCUACAAUUGGAAUUGGGGCUGGACCCUUCUGCAGUGGACAGGUGCUAGUUUACCAUGAUCUGCUUGGUAUGCUACAACACCCCCACCAUGCAAAGGUUACUCCAAAAUUUUGUAAGCAGUAUGCCCGUGUUGGAGAUGUCAUGAAUAAAGCUUUACUAGAGUAUAAGGAAGACGUGAUAAAUGGUUCAUUUCCUGAUGCUCACCAUAGCCCGUACAAAAUCAGUGAAACAGAUGCUAAUGGUUUCUUAAAUGAGUUGCAAAGGUUAGGUUUAGACAAGGCAGCAUCUGCGGCAUCUGAAGCAGUUCAAAAGAUGGAUCCUACCAAAUCAGUUGGUGAAGGAAACCCACCAAAGUCAUAAUUUAGUAAAGCUACAGAAUCACCCUUCUGUUUUCAUCUGAUGUCCUUCAUCUUCCUCAAUGGCAGAACAAAUUCAAGGGACAUAAUAAUUGAACAGAAGUGGAGAAGACUGAUAGAUAGAUAGAUAAAUGCCAUUUUCUUAGGCCAGAUUGCUUCAAUAGUUCAAUUGCUUUUCUUGUUUUUCCUCUUCUCCUCUUGAUCAUUGAUAGAACCCAUAAAAUUAUAACUAUAUAUUUACUAAAUCAAGAGCUUACAAACACCAAUUCAAGAUAAAAUGCAGAAAAUAAACAUUAAAAGACCUCACUCACUCUCAAGCCAAUAUACCUAGGCCAAAGAGAUCUUUUCCCAAAAUCCACUCCAAAUAUUCUGAAUACAUGUAUGCCUAAACCCCACCCUCAGAUCACCCUAUAUAACAACAUUUUUCCCUCUAACUAACUACUACGGACUAUUUUAUAUUGCUGGACUUGGGCCCACUUGUCAUAGCCCAACAAUACUCCCUCUCCAAAAUUCACCUUGUCCUCAAGGUGAAGGGAGAGAUCAACAUUUUUGCCACAAAGUUUCACCAGGAUCCCAUUGCUUGAAGCAUAUUAAACAAAAAUCGUACAAUUGCGUGUUAUCAAUCGGGUCAUAGGUCCUCCUCUGAAAUUCACCUGCGCGCAACUGCAAUUCAGAAACAUUAGGCCUUCUCUGAUUCACAUGAGGCCCCAAAUGGGUUUCCCCACUCAGCCCAUUAUUUUCCUUUACGAAAUUCCCAUUUUGCCUCCUUUUUGGAUUAAGUUUCUUGUUCCCGUAAAUGUUGACCCAUGUCUUCCAUUGCUGACUACUGGGCCUUGCCCAUAGCUUCCCUCACCAGAAGUCCAAUUAGUAAGUGCAAGCCUAGUGUGGAAGCUAACCCUAAAUCUUGACCCGUAAUUUGAUCGCCUCAAUGAUACUCUGAUCCCUUCUCUUCUCUUCUCCCUUUCUUCCACCUUGGUCAGUGAUCUUCUCCGGUGAGCAGCAAAGUCGAUGGCCUGAGCUCCUUGUGCCGUCGUCCUUGCUACCGUUCGUGAUCGUUGCCACUGUUCGCUUGCAGUCUCGUGCUAGUUCUAGAUCUGUGCGCACGUCGUCUCCCUAUUCCAGAUCUGACUUGGUCUUCUUCAACCUCAGAUCUUUCCUCUUUAUACAAUUCUUCUGUGCUGGUUCCAGAUCUGUGCGCGCGUCGUCUCACUAUUCUAGAUCUGACUUGGUCUUCUUCAACCUCUACCUCUUGCUUUUUUUCAUCUUCUUGCGCUCCUUCUUCCUUUCCGUCUUGCUCUUUUUCUGUAAAUUCUUCAGCCUCUUCGAUCUAUUCUUUUUUUUCUUCUUCGAUUUUCUUUUUCUUUUUUUCCUUUUUCUUUUCUGUCGUCGUUAUUCACCUUGUCCGCUGCACCUUCAGCCUCUUCGUCAGUUUCUUUUUGUUCUUUUUUUUUCUCCUUCCUCUUUUUUUUCUUUUUUGAUUGCUUCUUUUUUUUCUCCUGCGUUUACCUUUUUUGCCUUUCUUUUACAUUUUCUUCCUUUUUUUCUGGGUUGUUUGAGACUUCAACUUCAUCUACUAUAUAGAUCUCAGGUAUAUAUCUCUUUAUACUCUAUCAAAACUCCGCCAACUUACAUGGGGACUGAACCCACUCCAAAGUUUCUACCAGUUGAGCGCUCUACCUCUCAACCCCUUCACAGCUUCAUUCAGCAUAUCAGUUUCUUGAAUUUGAUUUGCUUGAAAAUGUUGUUCAAGCCCGAGAAACCAUCCCCAAGCUUUAAUUCCAUCUUCAUCUCCAUAAAAUUCUAGAAUCAUUGUAGAUCUGUAUUAUUUUUUUUAGAUCUGAACCAGAAAGCACCUCUGGGAUCGAAAAUGCUCUGAUACCAAAUUGAUGGAACCCAGAAAAUUAUAACUAUGUAUUUACUAAAUCAAGAGCUUACAAACACCAAUUCAAGAUAAAAUGCAGAAAAUAAACACCAAAAGACCUCACUUACUCUCAAGCUAAUAUACCUAGGCCAAAGAGAUCCCAAGAGAUUCUUUCUAACUAAAUCCACUCCAAAUAUUCUAAAUACAUGCAUCCCCAAACCCCACUCUCAUAUCACCUUAUAUAACAACAUUUUUCCCUC
This is a messenger RNA of Gastrolobium bilobum, 3582 nucleotides long. Its product is annotated as 3-methyl-2-oxobutanoate hydroxymethyltransferase 1, mitochondrial. Gene Ontology annotation, biological process: pantothenate biosynthetic process. Gene Ontology annotation, molecular function: 3-methyl-2-oxobutanoate hydroxymethyltransferase activity; magnesium ion binding. The record is from RefSeq and is a predicted model, not a curated record. NCBI's taxonomy places the organism in Eukaryota, Viridiplantae, Streptophyta, Magnoliopsida, Fabales, Fabaceae. The transcript has 7 exons. Bases 383 to 1465 code for a protein of 360 amino acids. Gene Ontology annotation, cellular component: mitochondrion.